UCUCUCUAAACCCUUCUGUGGGAAAAGGCAACCCUUGAGGCUUAAACCCUUAAACCCUUAAACCCUUCGUCUCCUCCUCUCUGCAUGAAGCUCUGAGACUUCCGAUUCUUAGGGCUUCCUACUGUUUUCGUCUCUCUGCUCACUUUCUAUCACUUCAAUGGCGUCAGCUGCUCUGAGGAAUCCUAAUUCUAAGCGCCUGAUCGGCUUGUGUUCUCCUGUCUACUCAUGCUGUCGAGGAGCAUUUCUGCAUCAAUUAUCCACUUCUGAAUCACUUUACGGAAGUGAUAUAAUCUCGGAUAUCGGACCAUGGUGGAGAUCCAUGGCCACAUUUACGCGAACGAAACCUCAUGUGAAUGUGGGGACCGUUGGGCAUGUUGAUCAUGGGAAAACUACACUUACUGCUGCAAUUACAAAGGUGCUAUCAGAAGAAGGAAAAGCUAAGGCUGUUGCAUUUGAUGAGAUCGACAAGGCUCCUGAGGAGAAAAAGAGAGGAAUUACUAUUGCGACGGCCCAUGUUGAGUAUGAAACUGCAAAACGGCAUUACGCGCAUGUCGAUUGUCCAGGACAUGCAGAUUAUGUUAAGAAUAUGAUUACUGGAGCAGCUCAGAUGGAUGGGGGCAUUCUGGUUGUAUCUGCCCCGGAUGGACCCAUGCCGCAGACAAAGGAACAUAUUCUGCUAGCUCGCCAGGUUGGUGUGCCAUCAUUGGUGUGCUUUCUAAAUAAGGUUGAUGCUGUUGAUGAUCCAGAGUUAUUGGAACUUGUGGAAAUGGAACUCCGUGAGCUUCUAAGUUUUUACAAGUUCCCUGGAGAUGAAAUUCCAAUUAUUCGGGGUUCGGCCCUGUCUGCUUUACAGGGCACAAAUGAAGAAAUAGGGAGGAAGGCUAUUUUAAAAUUAAUGGAAGCUGUAGAUGAAUACAUACCUGAACCUGUUCGCCAACUUGACAAGUCUUUCCUAAUGCCAGUUGAGGAUGUGUUCUCAAUCCAGGGACGUGGAACAGUUGUGACCGGCCGUGUUGAGCAAGGGACCAUCAAAGUUGGAGAGGAUGUUGAAAUUUUGGGAUUAAUGCAGGGUGGUCCUCUGAAGACUACAGUCACCGGCGUGGAGAUGUUCAAGAAGAUCUUGGAUCAUGGGCAGGCUGGAGACAACGUGGGCCUCCUUCUACGUGGAUUAAAACGUGAAGAUGUACAGAGAGGACAGGUUGUGGCCAAGCCUGGUAGUGUGAAAACAUACAAGAGGUUUGAGGCAGAAAUAUAUGUUCUUACGAAGGAUGAAGGCGGUCGUCAUACUGCUUUCUUCUCAAAUUAUAGACCUCAGUUUUACUUGAGGACUGCAGAUGUUACUGGGAAGGUGGAAUUACCUGAAAAUGUUAAGAUGGUGAUGCCUGGUGAUAAUGUGACUGCAGUUUUUGAGUUGAUUUCACCUGUUCCACUUGAAGCAGGUCAAAGAUUUGCUCUGAGGGAAGGAGGUAGAACAGUUGGUGCAGGUGUGGUUUCAAAAGUGAUGGGCUGAGAUUUUCUAUUGCAGCAGCAGGUUGAUUUUUUUUUUUAGCUUCUGCUCAUGCAUGGAUUGGUGAAAUGCUGGAACCAGAGUGCCACUUCUAAAACAUGCGAUCGCCAUAGUCUCAUACAUGUAGUCAUUGUUUGAUUUGGCAUUUUUUCUUGAGCAUCAACGAUGGUCUAAAAUUUUGGACUAAUGCUAAAAAUUAGGUUUCAAUAGUUCUUUAGUGCAGAAUUGCUCAACAUUCUCUUUGAGAACUUUUCACUGCUGUACUAAAACUACUGUUAAUAAUCAACAGAACAGUAUAGAGCACGGUACAGUCUCUUCC
This is a messenger RNA of Telopea speciosissima, 1826 nucleotides long. RefSeq names its product elongation factor Tu, mitochondrial. Lineage: Eukaryota; Viridiplantae; Streptophyta; Magnoliopsida; Proteales; Proteaceae. Bases 158 to 1510 code for a protein of 450 amino acids. Gene Ontology annotation, molecular function: GTPase activity; GTP binding; translation elongation factor activity. Gene Ontology annotation, cellular component: mitochondrion. The transcript has 12 exons. Gene Ontology annotation, biological process: mitochondrial translational elongation. The record is from RefSeq and is a predicted model, not a curated record.